Lactuca saligna is the source of this 807-nucleotide messenger RNA. The record is from the annotation of a GenBank genome assembly. Lineage: Eukaryota; Viridiplantae; Streptophyta; Magnoliopsida; Asterales; Asteraceae.
AUGGACAGAUGGCCUUCUGAACACUUGAAACCUAAAAAAUUGUUUCAAAGAGGUGGUUCCUUUCUUGCUAGAAAUUUGUCUUUUUCAAGGGCAAGAGCUUCUUUAGAAGGAUCUACCCCUGUUCCUGUGUAUAAAACUCCCACCUUAACUAUUGAUGGAAUUCCAGGAAUAGUGCAACAUGAAAUAUUGAACAAUAGAAGACAUGUCCUUACCAAGGUCAGCAUUCUUGCAUGGUUCACUGUAGAUACUAGGCUUGGAAGCUUGUCUAUUCAUUUAGAUACCCCCCAGUGUUUUUCUGCCAAAAUGUAUACUGCUGACCUCAACAUCUCUCAGAAAGCUGAAGAUGACAAGAUUAAUUUAGGUCGAGAAACCCUGAAAGGACUAUUGGCUCCUUAUUUUUCCAAGAAAAAAGUUAGAUUCGUGUCUCAAUCUCCAGUAAUUGGAGAAGCUCCAAGCAAAGAUAUAUCUUUCAAAAAUAUUCCACUUUCAAGACCUAAAGCAGAUGCUAAUGUUCAAAGUGAUUCCAUAGUUUACCCUCCAUUUCAAUUCUCAAUUGCUUCUCCUCCUUCAAUUAUUACUGAGAUUUCUCAUAUUGGAAUAUGGAAGAAGAAAAUUACUCAUCUUCAUGGAAUUGAAGAUGAUGAUUUCCCUCGUUGGGUUUUAGAUGCUGUUUUGCUUAAUCAAAUGCCCCCAAGAAAACAUACCAAAUGCAAUUUUUAUUUACAUCCAUUUGAAGGUUCAGCUGCUCAGAUCUUGACACAAGGGAAGCUGAGUGCACCUCGGAUUUUAAGAAUGCAUAAGGUGUGA